Messenger RNA from Microbotryum saponariae, 2107 nucleotides. Lineage: Eukaryota; Fungi; Basidiomycota; Microbotryomycetes; Microbotryales; Microbotryaceae. The record is from the annotation of a GenBank genome assembly.
AUGGCCGCCUCCCCCUCGCCAUUGCAGCAAUCACAUCUCAACCCGGACCACUCGGACCACGACUCGGGAUCGGAAUCGGGUGACGAUGCCGGUGCGACGACGACCGGUGGUGCGACGCAAGACAAGCCGACCUACGGUGUCACCGAAGCCUUGGCUCGACUGUCGCUCAUGCCCGAAGUGCAGGUCGACGUGUCCAAGCUGCAUCCUUUGAGUCCCGAGGUCAUCUCCAAGCAGGCGACCAUCAACAUUGGUAGGUCUGCAUUUCAUCCUUGAAGGCGCGACCAAGGCAAGGCAAAGGCAGGGCGGGCACGGCGCUGCGCUCGAGUGGCCGUUCCACAUGACGAGCUGGUAUAUCGACACGCAUUGCCACUGUAGAGGCUUGCCUUAUGCGGUGACGAGUGUGCGGAGGGGUCAGGCUGGUCGGCCCAGCGUGGCACGGUCUUGUCGAUGUGAUGCGACUUUGCGCCGAGCUCUCAAGAAAGGCUUGCGACCAAUGACUACUCAAGCAAGCAUGUCCCACAUCGAUGACUGACACUGGCUCAUAACUCUUCAUCUGUUUUCCAGGUACCAUCGGUCAUGUCGCCCACGGCAAAUCGCAAACGGUCAAGGCAAUUUCGGGGGUUCACACCGUCCGGUUCAAGAACGAGCUCGAGCGAAACAUCACUAUCAAGCUCGGUUACGCCAAUGCCAAAGUUAGUCCUUCCAUACAAUCCAAACUAGAUCUGGUUGCCUCCUGAGGGCUUGAAGGCUGACGGUCGCUCAUUGUGACUGAGCAGAUCUACAAGUGCAAAAGCCCCAAAUGCGAGCGGCCAGGAUCGUACAAGUCUUACUCGUCAGAAAAGGAGGACAACCCGCCGUGCGAGGUUAGAGGGUGUGGUGGAACGAUGGAGUUGCUGAGGUGAGUGGAUCGGAUAAGCUAGGCCAAGAGAAGCGACGAUCCAGUCCGCUGACUGUGCGCCGCUCGUGACCGGUCCUGGUCCGCUUCUUCGCCCUGCAGACAUGUCUCGUUCGUCGAUUGCCCCGGUCACGACAUUCUCAUGGCUACCAUGUUGAACGGUGCCGCCGUCAUGGACGCCGCAUUACUCCUGAUUGCCGCCAACGAACCCUGCCCCCAACCCCAGACGUCCGAGCAUCUUGCCGCCAUCGAGAUCAUGAAACUCAAGCACAUCCUUGUCCUGCAAAACAAGGUUGAUCUCAUCCGCGAACAACAGGCGGACGAGCACCACCAAUCGAUCCUCACCUUCGUCAAGGGCACGGUUGCCGACUCGGCCCCGAUUGUCCCCAUCUCGGCUCAACUUCGGUACAACAUCGAGGCGUUGGUCGAAUACAUCGUCACCAAGAUCCCCGUCCCCGUCCGUGACUUCACAACCUCGCCCAAGCUUAUUGUUAUUCGAUCGUUCGAUGUCAACAAGCCCGGUGCCGAGGUGCAGGACCUCAAAGGUGGUGUUGCCGGUGGUUCGUUGCUCAAGGGUGUCCUCAAGCUGGGGCAAGAGAUCGAGGUACGACCGGGUGUCGUUUCCAAGGAUGCCGAGGGCAAGAUCAACUGCAAGCCGAUCCGGAGCAAGAUCGUGACGCUGCUGGCCGAAAAGAACGAACUCAAGUUCGCCGUCCCCGGUGGCUUGAUCGGUGUCGGAACUUGUCAGUUGUCUUUCAUUUCGGUUGCGAUACGACUCAGCGCGAGAAGCUGAUGUAUCAUCAACCUCCUCCUCGUAUCACAGUGAUUGAUCCCCAGCUGACGCGAGGUGAUCGACUUGUCGGCCAAGUCCUUGGGUCCAAGGGCUCACUGCCCUCCAUUUACACCGAGAUCGAAAUCAACUACUUCUUGCUGCGACGACUGCUCGGUGUAAAGACCGACGACAAGAAGCAAACCAAGGUGCAAAAAUUGGCCAAGAACGAGAUCUUGAUGGUCAACAUUGGAUCGACCUCGGAAGGUGGUCGCGUCGUCUCGGUCAAGGCCGAUUUGGCCAAGAUCUUGCUCAACACCCCCGCCGCGACCGAGAUUGGCGAGAAGGUGGCCUUGUCGCGUCGAAUCGACAAGCACUGGCGGUUGAUCGGAUGGGGCGGGGUCAGGCGAGGCACGGAGUACGAGCUGCCGGAAGACUAUUGA